Molecule: messenger RNA, 4218 nt
Organism: Synchiropus splendidus (mandarinfish)
Lineage: Eukaryota; Metazoa; Chordata; Actinopteri; Syngnathiformes; Callionymidae
Exons: 14
Coding region: 1357-3264 (635 amino acids)
Biological process (GO): negative regulation of axon extension involved in axon guidance; neural crest cell migration; positive regulation of cell migration
Molecular function (GO): chemorepellent activity; semaphorin receptor binding
Source: RefSeq, a predicted model, not a curated record
CUGGUUCUUCUGCUAUGAAAUGGUGACUCAUUUUCAAACAUAACGGAAUCAUAUAGUUUCUACGUUCCGGACGGAGAGUCAGCCUGACGACUCCAGAGGUACCACAACCCCGCCCCUUUUAGAGGGACGACCAGUGGCUUUAACCCGACAACUAUUUACCGCCCAUUUGUCAGCCAAGUCAUCUGCUUUUUAUUUUUGAGAGACCGUGGGGUCAGAAAGACCUUUCCCACCAGAAGAGGUCGCAUGAAGACUGCUUUAAAUUGGAAGUGGAUUUGCUGCAGCAGGAAAUGGAGCAGAUCCUCAGAAGGGACGCUGAACCCGAAGCCUGCCAGGUCUCAGGAGAGUUCCGAGAGGGAAGACGACCUCAUUUCUCAGGCGACAAUAAGAUGAGCUACGACGUUGUGCAAGAGAUCGGAUUUUUCGAAACCUUUUAAUGAGUCAAUGUAACUUCAAAUGAAGUGUCACUUUCCACGUUUAGUAUCACAUUAUUAUAUUGUGAUUUGCUGACACGCAAUGCGUCAUAGUGAGACGUAGGAAGUGGAUCUUUUUUUCGCUAUAAAUGUGCUAUCCAUGUGUCAUUCGUGGUGCACUAUUGUCUAUUGAGAAGUCGAUUCAGACCUGGAGGUGGAGCUUGUGCCAGACAUAUACCAGACAUAUCGAAUCCUUCAUUUGAUUUUGAACUCCGGAUGUGACGUAAUCUCUGGACAGAUUUGAUAAAAAGCUGAUGGAACCAUUACCUGAUGCCGAGGGUUUUUGAUGGAUGCCAAUUUGACUUGACUCCAUCUUUGUUGUGUCGCAGGACGCACCGCGUGACGCACUGCUCUCUACUGACACCCUCAGGAGGGUUUUGCAUCUCAAGUCUGAUUAUGCGCGUGCACACGUGACCGCGAAUACGGGUCCUCUGGUCUCUGGUGGCCCGACGUCACAACACUAGACCCAGCGCCUCUUACAGACAGAUGAGACGGCAAACCUCGUCACGGAUUCAUUCAAGGCGCUGACUCUUUAUUUUGCCUACUUUUCACGAUCCAUGUGUGCGUGCAUGCGCACAUCCAAAUUCUGCACAUCCAGUGUCUCCAUAGCAACAGAUCAUCAGUUGUUUCUCUUCAAGAUCCAGAUGGUGAUCACUCGGUCUCGCUGGUUCUGGUCCAUCAUCGCUUGAGGUGGAGCUUGAGUCCCCACAAAUCCACGCAGAAGCGACAGGCGGAGCCCGACGCACACGGACGAGCAGAAUCAGAACCGGAGCUGGUCAUUCACCGAGAGGAUUUUGGGACGAGCCAAGAGCGACCAGGAGGAAAACAUCGUCUCUCCGAACCGGGAGCGGAACCUUUUUGGACCAGAGGUGUCUUCAAACGGCAGAUGAUGAAUCGGCUGGCUCUGAUGGCCAUGAUGAUGGUGUCGGUGGUCGCGGGCAAAUCUCCGCGUCUCAAAUUUGUUGUUCACGAACCUUCCAGGUUUCACUUCGACAAGCCUGAGAACUACGUCAGCAUGUUUCAUCCGCCAGGCAGCGACACGCUCUAUGUGGGAGGUCGCGCUGUGAUCUAUGUCCUGACCUUCUCAGACAGAGGUGCCCAGGAGCAUCAGAUUCCCGCUGCUUCUGACCAGACCGCCAUCGACACCUGCAAGGCCAAGGCCGCACCAACCGAGCUGGAAUGUGACAACUUCAUCACCGUCAUCCAGAAGAUCAACGACACCAUGCUGGUGUGUGGGACCAACGCUGGAAGUCCUCGGUGCUGGACUCUGGUCAACGGCUCUGUGCUGAGCGACGUCCGUGGCCAUAUGGGUGCAGCUUCUGACAUCUCGCCUCCAUAUCCGUCACAGAAGUCCAUCAGUCUGGCAACAGAGGGGAGUCUGUACUCGGCCAUGUCUUCAGUGGGAGGUCACGCCGGAUCUAUCCGCCGAACCUUCGGGUCCCAGAAGCUUCUGAAGAGCGAGAACGUCUGGCUGCUGAAUCCACAGUUUGCCGGUGCUGCCAUCGUCCCAGCGUCGGAGAAGAUGAAAGAGGAAAUCUACUUUUUCUUCAGUGAGAUCAACAAAACCGCCCGAGUGGAUGAGGAACCGUAUCGAGCUCGAAUUGGACGCAUCUGCACGGUGGAUGAGGGCGGGAUCAAGGCCCUGCUACCAGACUCCUGGACCACCUUCAUGAAAGCCCGAGUCAUGUGUGGUGCCGGAAACAGCCAGCAGCAGUACAACAACCUGAAGCAGGCCGUGGUUCUGACGGCGCAGGACAAGCGGGCCGGACUCUUGUAUGGAGUCUUCUCCAACGCCUGGGGCCGAACAGUCAUCUGUGCGUACUCCAUCGAGGACAUCAACCAGGCUUUCACCCACUCCAACCUCAAAGGUUACAGCAGCCCGUUUGUGGGAACCCGGCCCGGAACUUGUGUUCGUAAGAACUCCAGCGCUGGAAGCCCCAAUGACAUUAAGAAUCUGGGCGUGAUCCGGUAUCACCCUGAAAUAGAAGACGUGAUCCGGCCUGUGGGCGUGGCGCCGCUGGACCUUCCUGCUGAUGAUCAGAUCACACACGCCGUGGCCGACAUUGUUCUUGCCGCCAACGAUGAGCACUACAGCGUCCUGUACCUGGGAACGGAGGAAGGAAAGGUCCUGAAGGUUCUGCACAGCAGUGAGGGCGUCUUCAUCAUCUCGCAGUAUUCCAUGUUCCACAAUGAGGGCCCGGUUCUGAACAUGGCUAUCGACCCAGUGAAGGGUCACCUGUAUGUGGCGACAGCAAUGGAGGUGCAACGGCUGCCGCUGGCUGACUGCACUCGCUAUGGCGAUACGUGCAGAGAGUGCGUCCUCGCCAGGGACCCGUACUGUGGCUGGGAUCCGGUCCGCAGGCGCUGCCUCCCGAUACCACUGGGCUACAACGUCACAUCCGGCAUCAUCCAGAAUCUGGACCAGUCCAACUCCAGUGUGUGUGGAGAGGCAGCCGCUCUGAAGCUCCGCCGCACGUCACCGCGGGAGGUCCUGGUCCAGUCCAACACCUCUGUCUUCCUGCCGUGUCCAGUGCGCUCCUUCCUGGCCACGUAUCGCUGGGAGAAGGACAACUGCCCCAAGAACUACCCCUGCCUCUUCUCCGGGGACUUCUGUGUGCUGGGCCCCUCUGUGGACACGCCACUGCGGGACGGCGUCUUCCGGUGCAUGGCCACUGAAGACGGCUUUAAGGUGGAGGUCAUCUCCUUCAGGCUGACCAACAGUGGACAGCUGCUGGACGUCAGCCGGGCUCCACUGUUGCUCCUCCUCAUCACAGCAGUCGCCAGGCUCCAUUAACCGAGGCUAGUGCUAAUGCUAACCGCGCAUACUUAUAAUAACAGUGCAGCGGCGGCAGCGAGGUUCACACGGCGUCGACUUCAGAGCUGUUUUUUUUAGAAAAUAAACAAAUUGAAGCAUUUAUAUCUGAAAUCACGGUGAAGUUGGAUCCAUCAGAGUGACACGGCGCCGUGCGAACCUCCCUCUGAACUCAAACAUAUCUUUGCCGACCUCGGCUGGUUUUCUUCGUGCUCAUUCGUGACAGGAUUCAUUGUGUUCAAAUGAUUAUUGUGAAUGUAAAAGCCUCAAAACUUCUGCGACUAGACCUCUGAAGCACAAACACCAAGGCUCUAAACAUGAGUUUAGUGAGUUGAGCUUAUAUCACUGUGUCCAGCGGAUCCAGCCAUCGCCAGCAGGGUGUCUUGUUCACAGACCAGAACCAGGCGAGUCCAGAAACGUUAGCUCCAGCCACUAGUUACAGCCAUCAGCAGAGCAUCACAAAGGUCUUCUGGUGAACCAGGCCUUCCUGUCACUCGCACCCCAAGCUAGCAGGGAGCGCCGCUGUUAGCCAGUGAGCUCACAUCUUAGCUGCUAGACGUUGACACUGUGAAAGUACCGACUGUUAAUCCCGUCCGUGAAAGCUGAAGUAAGACUGAAGUGUCGUGAACAAGGCGUCGUCGCGGCGAUGACGUCGAACCCUCAGAUGUGUCAGGCGCAGACAGGCUCUACGGUUUUAGAUGUUUGAAGAUUGUGUUAAGUAGCUGGUGCCGCUGCUGUGCCGUUGUCAUGGUGACCAUUGGUGGACGUUGUCAGAUGUAUCAGGAGAGAGGACUGACCGUCUCCAUGGCGACACUUCAGCAAUGGUGUUGUGAUGUUGCUUUGUAUCUCUGUUCAUUGACAUUUUUAACAAGAAUUAGCCGCAUCGAUAGCAGCCUUUACUCCAUGUGAUGUGAUCAUCAAUAAAAUAAUUAUUUG